UGGUGUUCAUACUUUGCAAGCGUCUGGGAGAUUACGGUUAAUGUAAACAUUGAAAGAAAAUGUCAUCGGAUAAAGAAGUCGCCAGUGAUAAAGAUGGUGUCAAGGGCAAGGAUGAAGUUGGAGCAGAUGCGGCAUCAGGGGCCGAAGCUGCAGAGGACAAGAGUGAAAAAAAGCCAAGUCUUCUGGAACAGACAACAUCAAACCAAUCCACAGCUGAAUGGCUGACAGAAUGUAUGAAGAAAUCUAUGAACAUCAGUGAUGAACCGAAGCCAGAGAGUGUCCUAGAUGAAGUCAGUUUUGAAGGCAUUGCUAGAUAUUUUAAAAGUGACAAGUGCAAGAAUAUUGUUACCAUGGCUGGUGCAGGAAUAUCAACAUCUGCUGGUAUUCCUGACUUUAGAUCACCAGGUAGUGGAUUGUACGACAACCUGCAGAAAUAUAAUCUACCACAUCCUCAGGCCAUCUUUGAUAUAGGUUUUUUCCAUGAAAAUCCGGAACCAUUUUUCACAUUGUGCAAAGACCUAUUUCCAGAAUCGUACAAGCCGACACCUUGUCAUUACUUUAUCAAGCUUCUAGAGAAGAAGAACAAGCUAAUGAGACAUUUUACACAGAACAUUGAUACACUAGAGCGAGUUGCGGGACUUAGUGAUGAUAAGAAUGUAGAGGCGCAUGGUUCCUUUAACACCGGGCAUUGUCUCGAGUGUAGCGAUGAAUAUUCACUAGAAUGGAUGAAAGAACAGAUAUUUAGUAAAUCAACAGAGACAGUUGUGCCAAAGUGUAUAAAAGAGGACUGUGAUGGUGUUGUUAAACCAGACAUUGUAUUUUUUGGAGAGAGUUUACCACAGAAAUUUGCACAGAAUGCUUCAGAUUUAGACAGGUGUGAUUGUCUGAUAGUUAUGGGAACAUCAUUGGUUGUACAGCCAUUUGCUUCACUUACAUCAAGAACAAAAGAAACAACACCACGUUUGUACAUAAAUCUUGAAAAUACCUCUGCAGGGUCAGGUGAUUUUAUGUCAAUGAUGUUUUUUGGAGGCGGUGGUUUUGAUUUUGACAAGGAGGACAAUAUCAGAGAUGUGUUCUGGCAAGGUACAUGUGAUGAUGGGUGCUACGCUUUAGCUGAUCUACUAGGAUGGGGUGUAAGUUAUGCUGCUUUAUUUAUACCAGCAUUAUAUUUCUCAGAUUUUCCUCUUGUGACUAAAGGGUUGUCUUUAAGGGUAGAGGCAUCAGAAUUGUAG
Ruditapes philippinarum (Manila clam) is the source of this 1232-nucleotide messenger RNA. Its product is annotated as NAD-dependent protein deacetylase sirtuin-2-like. Gene Ontology annotation, molecular function: NAD+ binding. NCBI's taxonomy places the organism in Eukaryota, Metazoa, Mollusca, Bivalvia, Venerida, Veneridae. Bases 60 to 1232 code for a protein of 390 amino acids. The record is from RefSeq and is a predicted model, not a curated record. The transcript has 13 exons.